CUACCUUACUUGUCUUCUUUGCUUUCUUUUCUUUUGAUCUUCUUCUUUCUUAAUUUUUCGUUCUAUUAAUUUCACUUUCCAUGGCCACUGCUGAGGUUGUAUCUGCGACACCAGCACUUUCAGAGGAGAAAACUGAAGAAUCAGUUAAGGCAGAAGAGACUCCUGUGGAAGAGGUGGCGGCCGCACCACCUACACCAGAGCCUGUUGCUGAGGAGCCAAAGGAAGCAGAAACUGCAGCUGUGCCCGAGGAAUCUGCGGCUCCAGAAGCUGAAGCCCCUGCUGAUCAGGAUGAGACCAAGGAGGUGGUAGAACAAGUUGAGGUUGAGACCAAGGAGGUGGUGGAAAAAACUGAUCAGGCUGUGGUGGAAGAACCAGCGGUAGAGAAGACAGAAGAGGUCCCAGAGGAGACUCCUGAUCAGGAAACAAACAGCCCAGUUGUGGAGGAAACCAAAGAAGCUACAGAACCAGCUGAGGAACCAGCACCAAAACCAGAACCAGCACCUGCAGAUGAAGCUCCAAAAGAAGAAGGUCCUGCUGCAGAAGAAGAAGAGAAACCAGCUGAAGCUAAAGUGAAAGUUGAGACAGAUGAGAAGGCUGAGUGAUGAGUCUAUGAGUGUAUGGCCGAGUGAAAUUAAAAGUUUGUGUGAUGAGGGGUCUGCUAGGUUGCAUGUCUAGUUAAAGGAGUAUUAAUUUUCUUAGUAUAAUGAGGAAGGUUGAGGUGGAUGGAGCUUGAAAUCAAGGUAUGGGGAUGACCCACAUUGAUCUCUCCAAUGCAAAGUUGGCCCACCUAGUGGGCCAGCUGCAUUGGUACAUAUAUGAAUUAAAUUAAGCAUACUCCAAGCUGCCCACAAGCUUCAUUGGAGGGUGCUUGUGGCGUGUCUUUGCCUCUGUGCAUAAGUAUGUCGAGAGACCAGAUGGGUUAUGUAAUUGUGUGUGAUCAAAUCAUAAUAUAUAUAAUGGCAUCUUUUGGCUUUUGUUUUCU
Molecule: messenger RNA, 982 nt
Organism: Vitis vinifera (wine grape)
Lineage: Eukaryota; Viridiplantae; Streptophyta; Magnoliopsida; Vitales; Vitaceae
Gene: GRIP31
Product: ripening-related protein-like
Source: RefSeq, marked provisional